UGCGGGCGAUUCUUUCCAACUGCUCCGGGGAGAGAACAGGUCCAGGCGAGCUAGAAAGUGCUGGCUCUGACUCCGUCGCCACGAAUUUUCGCUUCUUUGACAUUAUUUUGGUGUACAGAGUGGAAGAAAAGGGGUGGGCAUGCAAGAAACAAAAAGAUCUUCUGUGAAUACUAAUACAACAAAGAAACUCAAAGUUGAAGAGGAUGAAGUGAAGGAAGAGGAUGUUGAUGACGAAGACAGAUUUGGCAGAAUUUUCAAAUCCCGUUCCAUGGCAGAAAAUUGAAUCAGAGGAACUUGACUGUGAUUAUGCUCUUCUAUUCCCCAAAGAGGAAGCUGAUGCCCUCUUCAGAAAGCUGGAGGAGGAAAUAGUGUAUGCAACAGGGGAAGAAGCACAAGUUCAUGUAUUUGGGAAAGUUUACAACAUCCCAAGAAAACAGGCGACGUAUGGAGAUACUGGCCUUGCUUACACCUACUCUGGGGUUAAACGUUUAGCUUGCCCCUGGACCCCAACUUUGGAACAUAUCAGGGAAGUGGUCACUAAAACUACUGGACAGAUUUUCAACUUUGUCUUGGUGAACAGGUAUAAAGAUGGUUUGGACCACAUGGGGGAACACAGAGAUGAUGAGAAGGAGUUGGAUCCUCUCUCUCCAAUUGCCUCUGUAUCUUUAGGAGCUGCACGGGACUUUAUUUUCAGACAUAGAGAUGCAAGAGGAAAACACAACCACCUACACAUUGACCCCGUGAAGUUGGAGCUUGCUCACGGCAGCUUACUGCUCAUGAACCCACCAACAAACACAUUUUGGUAUCACUGUUUACCCAUACGCAAGAAAGUGACGACGCCACGUAUUAAUCUCACAUUUAGACGGAUUUUGAUGAGUGGUAAAAAGUGUAUCACCUAAAUUAUAUAAAAAAAAAUAUGUGUAGAGAAAUUGUGAAUUGUAAUUUAUACAAUGAAAAAUUAUUGGAGAGCCAAUCUGACAGUCUUCGCAAACAAGGGCUGUUUAGUG
This is a messenger RNA of Boleophthalmus pectinirostris (great blue-spotted mudskipper), 1007 nucleotides long. It is a transcript of the gene alkbh2, whose product is annotated as alkB homolog 2, alpha-ketoglutarate dependent dioxygenase. The transcript has 4 exons. The record is from RefSeq and is a predicted model, not a curated record. Gene Ontology annotation, biological process: DNA repair. NCBI's taxonomy places the organism in Eukaryota, Metazoa, Chordata, Actinopteri, Gobiiformes, Gobiidae. The coding region runs from base 222 to 899 and encodes 225 amino acids.